Molecule: messenger RNA, 2001 nt
Organism: Trypanosoma brucei brucei TREU927
Lineage: Eukaryota; Euglenozoa; Kinetoplastea; Trypanosomatida; Trypanosomatidae
Product: acetyltransferase, putative
Exons: 1
Coding region: 1-2001 (666 amino acids)
Biological process (GO): tRNA wobble base 5-methoxycarbonylmethyl-2-thiouridinylation
Cellular component (GO): elongator holoenzyme complex; nucleus; cytoplasm
Molecular function (GO): iron-sulfur cluster binding; acyltransferase activity, transferring groups other than amino-acyl groups
Source: RefSeq, a predicted model, not a curated record
AUGUCGCUAAAGCGCCCUCGUGAUGAAGGUGGACACGACGACCUCAACACUGGGCGAGAGGAAAAUGCACAGCGAAACUUCGAUAGUAUGGAAGAGCAGGACCAACACACCCCACACCUUUCACUAAGAGAGGCGCGUUUCUCCGGUCGGUCCAUGCAAGAAGGUUUCCACCUUCAACUGGGCGAGUAUGAAGAGCCGGACGAAGCGAAGGAAGUGGAAGAGUUGAUGAACGGACAUGAGGACUUCGGCGAUUUACCGAAGGAGCGUCAAAAAGCAUUGCUUGACGCAGUGCGAGUUUUGGUGAGGAAAGCUGCGGGUAUCACAAACAAGAACCAACUGGAGCACCUUCGCGUAAAGGCGUCGCGGCUCGUGGGCUUUAAAGACACGGCGCGGAAGUCAGAACUUACGGCGGCGUAUCGGCAGUUAGUGCGUGCGGGUGAAGUGCAGGAAUCUGCGGCUGUGGAAGAGCUUCUCUUGCGUAAACGCGGCAAAUCGCAUAGUGGUGUACUUGUUGUAACGGUGUUUAUGGGACCCGGCCAGUUUUCAUGUCCAAAGGACUGUCACUACUGCCCAAAUCAGCCAGGUAUCGCCCGCUCCUAUCUCCUGAAAGAGCCUGGUGUUCUUCGGGGGUACCGUAACGGUUGGGAUCCUAUCAGGCAGUUCUAUGAUCGCGCCAGUGCUCUGGAAAACAAUGGCCAUGUAGUUGAUAAAAUUGAGCUCAUUAUCCUGGGCGGGACGUUUUCCUUUUACCCCAAAAAGUAUGUGGAGGAGUUUAUAACCGGAAACUUCUACGCGGCGAACACAUAUUAUGACUCCACUCCCUUGCGGCCUAUUGGUACUUUGGAGCAGGAAAUAACAGCUAAUGAAGAUGCGCGGUGCCGAAUAAUUGGCGUGACGAUCGAGACCCGGCCUGAUUAUAUAAAUUUAUCCGAGUUGAGACGAUUCCGAUCCCUUGGUGUCACUCGUGUUCAGGUCGGCAUACAACACUUGGACGAUGACAUUCUCACUAUCGUUAACCGUGACUGCCCAACUUCCAAAACCAUCGUAGCCAUCAAGCGGCUCCUUGACGCGGGAUUCAAAGUUGAUGCUCACUGGAUGCCUGACCUACCAGGGAGCAGCUACUCGAAGGAUCAUGAGAUGUUUGAGUAUUUAUUCUCGGAGGACAAUGAAAAUUUCCAGGUUGAUCAAUGGAAGGUGUACCCAACGGCGACGGUCCCGUACACAAAGAUCGAGGACUGGUAUCGUACGGGUAAGUACAAACCAUACGCAGAGCUGGACGGUGGUUCUUGGAUGGUGAAGCUUCUGGUGUACAUCAUGGAGAAUUGCCCCAGGCGGAUCCGAUUGAAUCGUAUCAUUCGAGACAUACCGACGACAUACAUCAUGGGUGGCGAGCGGCGGUGUAAUCUUCGGCAAGUUAUUGAGGCGGAAAUGAAGGCUAAGGGUAUCCGGUGCAAAGAUAUCCGCGAGCGUGAGUGCAAAGGGGCGCCUGUGGACAGAAAUCAGACAAAAGUGUUUGUUAAUGAGUUUCGCGCCAGUGGAGGAACGGAGUUUUACCUUUCCGUGGAGAACAUGGAACAGACAAUUCUUUACGGUCAUCUGCGCCUUCGCCUGCGUGAUGACAGUGGCGAAUCGAAUUCGCUCGUGAAGGCACUGGAGGGCUGCGCACUGAUUCGUGAACUGCAUACUUAUGGUAAGUUGAUUGCUGUAUCGCGGCCCAAUUCGGGUAAUGAAGCUCAGCAUAUGGGUGUGGGCACACAACUAAUGCGGGAGGCAGAACGAAUUGCCAUCGAGCGUGGGUUCAUGAAAAUUGCAGUUAUUGCCGGUGUGGGUGUCCGGCGUUACUACGCAAAGCUUGGCUAUAAGUUAGAGGACACAUACAUGGUGAAACAGCUCACUGCAGAUAAAGGAAGCACUAUAACGGAGGAGCAAGUGGAGCAGGAUGACGAUAAUGAUAAUGGCGGCUUCAUUUCUAUGCUGAAGGGAUUUAUGUUCGGUAAAUGA